CGAUUGCCUUGUGGUCCGACGCUUAGAUAGCUGAUGCUCUGCCAUUUCCACUUAGCUCCGCUUCCCAAACGAAUAGCCCUAACCCCAAAUCCUCCUAUCCCAUCGGCGCCAUGGUCGCUGCUCACCUUCUGACCCCCUGCUUAUUCUCUCCCGUUCACUCCCCUCGGCGACUCUCCCGCCUCCCCCCCUUCCGGGUUCAGAGGCGACGCGCCCCGUUGGUAGCCAGCCGUCGGCAGAAGCCAUGCCUCGCCUGUGGCGCCGACACUCUGGUCGCUCGAUCAGAGGGGAGCUCGCAGGUCCUCCCCUCCGACAAAGUUAGGGCGGAGGGAGCGGAGCUCAAAUCCUGGCUGCACCAGCAUGGAUUACCGCCGUGCAAGGUUGACCUUAAGGAGAGACCUUCGCAUGACGGGAAGCAUCGGCCUAUUCAUUACGUCGCGGCCAGUGAGGAUCUGCAGGCGGGUGAUCUUGUAUUUUCGGUGCCGAACUCAUUAGUAGUGACCCUGGAUAGAGUUUUGGGAAAUGAAACCAUCGCUGAACUAUUGACCACAAACAAGCUAUCUGAAUUAGCUUGUUUAGCACUAUAUCUCAUGUAUGAGAAAAAGCAAGGAAAGAAGUCAUUCUGGUAUCCAUUCAUCAGGGAACUUGAUCGCCAGCGAGGAAGAGGCCAGCUAGCUGUAGAAUCUCCUCUUCUUUGGUCUGAAUCUGAAUUGGCCUACUUAGAUGGCAGUCACACAAAGGCAGAAGUUCUUGGAAGAGAAGAAGGAAUAAAGCGAGAGUAUAAUGAGCUGGACACAGUUUGGUUCAUGGCUGGAUCUCUUUUUCAGCAAUAUCCCUUUGACAUUCCUACGGAGGCUUUUCCAUUUGAGAUUUUCAAGCAGGCAUUUGUUGCAGUACAGUCAUGCGUUGUUCAUUUGCAGAAGGUAACUUUGGCCAGAAGGUUUGCAUUAGUUCCUCUGGGACCUCCUUUGUUGGCUUACAAGAGCAACUGUAAAGCAAUGUUAACUGCUACUGAUACCUCUGUUCAACUAGUAGUUGAUUGUCCAUACAAAGCUGGAGAUCCUAUUGUCGUAUGGUGUGGACCCCAACCAAACUCUAGGUUGCUUCUCAAUUAUGGUUUUGUUGAUGAAGACAAUCCUUAUGACCGUAUACUAAUUGAGGCAUCUUUAAAUACAGAAGAUCCUCAAUACCAAGAAAAGAGAAUGGUUGCUCAGAGAAAUGGAAAGCUAUCUGUCCAAACUUUUCUUGUGCAUGUAGGUAGAGAAAAGGAAGCCAUAUUAGAGAUGCUGCCAUACCUCAGAUUAGGCUGCAUUUCCAAUGCAGCUGAUAUGCACUCUGUCAUUUCUUCUCAAGGCCCUACAUGUCUGUUAAGCCCAUGCAUGGAGAGAGCUGUGCUCGACCAACUUGUAAACUACUUUGAGGCUCGGUUGGCGGCCUACCCUACAACUUUGAUUGAGGAUGAAGAUAUGUUGGCAGAUUGCAACCUGGAUCCGAAGAAGCGAGUUGCAGUUCAACUAGUUAAAUUGGAAAAAAAAAUGAUUCAUGCUUGUUUGCAGGCCACUUAUGAUUUUAUACAUGAAUUACCAGAUGACACAAUAUCUCCUUGUCCAGCUCCUUUCAUGCCACAGUUGAAAAUUUAGGGAUAAAGAAGAUUAUAAGUAAAGCUCUUAAGCAGCAUCAAAUCAGCAUCGCAUAGAUGGUUUAAGACACCUAACUUUCUGAAAUUUAGGUACAAUCAGCAUGUCUAGUUCACUACAUAUCUGAAGCAAUAUGCACGAACCUGUUCCAUCUCUGUGGUGUUCCAAGCUUAACCUGUGAUUUCUUCUUUGUUGUUUCAGAGUGAAUGUUCGUCUGAUAACGUAUCGUUGCCAGUAAAUUCUUUCGUGUAUUGAAAAGUGAAAACUGAUUUCUAGGUCAUGGGGGCAAUUGCAGUAGCUGCGUUGUACAAGUUAGGUCUUUUUUCAAUACUUGCAAAGAUGCUUCUUCUAUAUGUUUUCUUAUUACUGCUACGUAUGUGCAUACUGUUUUCGAUAACUAGAGGUCCCUAUUAUUUUAUUCCUUGUACAUAUUGUUUUACAUAAGUGGGGCGUCCUAUUAUUGUUUCUUUCUAGUAUUUCAAUUGUGUUGUGAAAUCACUACUGAUUCAGUUUGUUCAAUUGCAUCUGAUAACUGGGCUA
This is a messenger RNA of Zingiber officinale, 2174 nucleotides long. Its product is annotated as ribulose-1,5 bisphosphate carboxylase/oxygenase large subunit N-methyltransferase, chloroplastic-like. Gene Ontology annotation, cellular component: chloroplast stroma. Gene Ontology annotation, biological process: peptidyl-lysine monomethylation. Gene Ontology annotation, molecular function: protein-lysine N-methyltransferase activity. NCBI's taxonomy places the organism in Eukaryota, Viridiplantae, Streptophyta, Magnoliopsida, Zingiberales, Zingiberaceae. The transcript has 13 exons. Bases 111 to 1637 code for a protein of 508 amino acids. The record is from RefSeq and is a predicted model, not a curated record.